Messenger RNA from Saxophila tyrrhenica, 840 nucleotides. RefSeq lists its product as uncharacterized. Lineage: Eukaryota; Fungi; Ascomycota; Dothideomycetes; Mycosphaerellales; Extremaceae. The record is from RefSeq and is a predicted model, not a curated record. The coding region runs from base 1 to 840 and encodes 279 amino acids. The transcript has a single exon.
AUGGCGAGCGACAACAACGCCUUCUUUUCCCGACUUGGGGACUUCUCCAGUCAUCGCCCCAUCACCGAGAUCCAGACAGAAACCCCAGCACAUGACACCAGAAUGGUCGAUACCUUCGUAAAAGUGGAGGUGUGGCUGGAGCAUAUGAGUCUCGACCAUGACGCGUCCACGAAUGCCAGCGAUCGCGUCCACAAGCGCAAGCACCCCGGCUCUUCCCACGACAGUCCACGUGAGAUUGAUUUGGAGGAAGCACGCAAGCGCAGAUCUGCUAAAAGUAGACGAAUAGAUGAGCAUCUCACCAUCACAGACUCCAAGGGCUCUGGGUUCGCCCAAUCUUCCUCAAACGCGCCAACGUAUCAGCAGGCGGCCUUCCCGGAUGCAUCUCCUACCAAGCAUCGCAAGCCUAAAAUUCAGGUCGGAGAGGAAGAUCGGUCCAGCGAAGCCGAAGCCGUCGCAGUCGGCCCGUCAUGUCAAGGAGAAACGCGGAUCGGAUCCUUCGUCGCUACGGUUGCCGACCACUCUUGUUCUAGCAGCGGCCUCUCCCCCUCUCCAGCAGACGAAGGAGCUACGUAUCAAUGCACGCUCGAGCCUCUCGUCAGCCGCAAGAGCAACGGGACCCAAGAUCAAUAUGUACAAGACAGCCACAACUCAGCGAAAACUGCGACGGAGCUCACGCAAGCCUCCACCAAAGUGCCCACUCCAAUCAUUCGAAAGCAAGGCAAGGCCUACGCGAGGCCGAAAAAACGUGUCCAAUUCGAUGCGUCUGGCGAUCAAAUGCAGGAGUUCGACCAUGAACUGCCCGUAAGUGGUGCGGAAAGCUACGAAACGGAUGGCGAAUGA